Molecule: messenger RNA, 984 nt
Organism: Nothobranchius furzeri (turquoise killifish)
Lineage: Eukaryota; Metazoa; Chordata; Actinopteri; Cyprinodontiformes; Nothobranchiidae
Gene: guca1d
Product: guanylate cyclase activator 1d
Molecular function (GO): calcium sensitive guanylate cyclase activator activity; calcium ion binding
Source: RefSeq, a predicted model, not a curated record
GGCGUUCCAGGAAACUGAAAUGAGUGAUUCCUGAGAUGAGUGGGUGGAAAUGUCUUGUUUGGGAUUGGAUUUGAGGAACUUUGAUGUCUGAACCAGGUCAGCCGGUUACGUAACACACCUGCAGCCAAGGCUAGGUAAGUCAGCCGCUCCCACCGGGACCAGCACAGCCCCACGGCAGAGCGGCUCAUCUCAUUAACAGGUUAUAUUUAGUUCCUCGCUGAUUCUUCAUCCAGAACCUAAGAGGGUUAAAAAGUCCUGAAGUCUGCUCGGCGCCUGGACAGCAGCAGCAGCAGCAGGACGGAGGACAGACCCAUCUCGGGGCUCCCCUGUGGACUCACUCUGUCUUCUUCCUGUCUGACUCGAGUCCAAACAACCAGCCACUGAGUCCAUCUGUUCUCUAGCCGGGCAACAGCCAUGGGGAACCACGGCUCCAACCUGGACGACAUCCUGGCGGAGGACAUGCACCACUGGUAUAACAAGUUCAUGAAGGAGUCUCCGUCGGGCCUCAUCACGCUGUUCGAGCUGAAGGCCAUCCUCAACCUGAAGGGCAUCACUGAGAACGCCAACAGCUACGUGGAGCAGGUCUUCUUCACCUUCGACAUGGAUGGGGACGGCUACAUAGACUUUGUGGAGUACAUAGCAGCCGUCAGCCUGCUGCUGAAAGGAGAAAUCAACCAGAAGCUUAAGUGGUACUUCAAACUGUUCGACCAGGACGGCAACGGAAAGAUCGAUAAGGAGGAGCUGGAGACCAUCUUCACAGCCAUCCAGGACAUCACCAGGAAUAGAGACAUCGACCCGGAGGAGAUCGUCACGCUCAUCUUUGAGAGGAUAGACGUGAAGGGUGAAGGUGAGAUGACGCUGGAGGAGUUUAUUGAUGGAGCCAAGGAGCACCCAGACAUCAUGGACAUGCUAAAGAACCUGAUGGACUUGACGCCGGUUCUGGAGAUUAUAGUUGAGGGUCGGCAGCCUGCCAUCAAAGACUGA